CGAGAGGCAAAAAUGGCCCAAGCACCCACUGAGACAAGUAAUGUGGAAAGCGCUGACCCAGAGGAGAGUUCUCCCAACAUGAUAGUCUACAGAAAGAUUGAAGACAUCGUUACGAAAAUGCAGGAUGACAAAACAGGUGGAGUUCCCAUCCGCACAGUCAAGAGCUUUCUGUCCAAAAUCCCCAGCGUUGUCACCGGUGCUGAUAUUGUGCAGUGGCUUAUGAAGAACCUCAGCAUUGAGGAUCCAGGGGAAGCAAUACACUUGGGAAGUCUUAUUGCUGCACAGGGUUAUGUCUUUCCAAUCUCAGACCACGUCCUUACCCUGAAGGAUGACGGGACGUUCUAUCGGUUCCAGGCACCAUACUUUUGGCCUUCAAACUGCUGGGAACCAGAAAACACAGAUUAUGCCAUCUAUCUUUGCAAACGGACCAUGCAGAACAAAGCUAGGCUGGAGCUGGCGGACUAUGAAGCCGAAAACUUAGCAAGACUUCAGAGAGCAUUUGCAAGGAAGUGGGAAUUCAUCUUCAUGCAAGCUGAGGCCCAAGUGAAAAUCGACAGGAAGAAGGAUAAAACAGAAAGAAAGAUUUUGGACAGCCAGGAAAGAGCAUUCUGGGAUGUGCACAGGCCUGUGCCAGGCUGUGUGAACACCACAGAAAUGGACAUUAGGAAGUGUCGUCGGAUGAAAAACCCACAGAAGGUGAAAAAGUCAGUGUAUGGGGUUACAGAAGAGUCUCAGCCCCAAAGCCCUGUCCACGUGCCCUCCCAGCCUGUUCGCAAAACUACCAAGGAGGACUUUCGGAAACAAAUAACUUUUCUGAAUGUGCAAAUAGAGAGACAUUGUUUGAAGAUGUCCAAAGUAGCAGAAAGUUUAAUAGCCUACACAGAGCAGUAUGUGGAAUAUGACCCCUUUAUAACUCCUGCUGAGCCUUCCAAUCCCUGGAUAAGUGAUGAUGCAGCGUUGUGGGACAUUGAGAUGAGCAAAGAACCCAGUCAGCAGCGUGUGAAAAGAUGGGGUUUCUCCAUGGAUGAGGUGCUGAAGGACCCAGUAGGACGAGACCAGUUCCUUCGCUUCCUGGAAUCAGAAUUCAGCUCGGAAAACCUCAGGUUUUGGUUGGCUGUCCAAGAUCUCAAGAAACAACCUCUACAGGACGUAACCACCAGAGUGGAAGAAAUCUGGCAAGAGUUUCUAGCUCCUGGGGCCCAAAGUGCUAUCAACCUGGAUUCCCACAGCUAUGAGAAAACAAGCCAGAAUGUCAAGGACCCAGGGAGAUACACGUAUGAAGAUGCACAGGAGCACAUUUACAAGCUGAUGAAGAGUGACAGCUACGCGCGCUUCCUCCGUUCCAGCGCUUACCAGGACUUACUGCUGGCCAAGAAGAAGCCAGAGAAUGAGCAAGGUCGUAGAACUUCUCUAGAAAAGUUCACUCGCAGCGUGCCAGCAUCUUCACAGCUUCUCUUUUAA
Molecule: messenger RNA, 1461 nt
Organism: Colius striatus (speckled mousebird)
Lineage: Eukaryota; Metazoa; Chordata; Aves; Coliiformes; Coliidae
Gene: RGS6
Product: regulator of G protein signaling 6
Exons: 17
Coding region: 13-1461 (482 amino acids)
Biological process (GO): G protein-coupled receptor signaling pathway; regulation of G protein-coupled receptor signaling pathway; intracellular signal transduction
Molecular function (GO): GTPase activator activity
Source: RefSeq, a predicted model, not a curated record